Plasmopara halstedii is the source of this 192-nucleotide messenger RNA. RefSeq lists its product as uncharacterized. The transcript is spliced from 2 exons. Bases 1 to 192 code for a protein of 63 amino acids. The record is from RefSeq and is a predicted model, not a curated record. Lineage: Eukaryota; Oomycota; Peronosporomycetes; Peronosporales; Peronosporaceae.
AUGGUGACACGCAAGCUCCGUUUAAAUGCAGCAUUUUACCAUAGACUGCAAUGUUGCAUCUGUGUGGUUGGAGGUGAUGAGCCAAAGCUAAAAGCACCAUGUGUCGAACGAUUUGAUGACUCUAGCGUAUUUGAAGAGGGAAACGCCCGAUCGAUGUCGAUGUUGUAUUCAUCAAAACGUGAUGAGCACUGA